Molecule: messenger RNA, 1416 nt
Organism: Recurvomyces mirabilis
Lineage: Eukaryota; Fungi; Ascomycota; Dothideomycetes; Mycosphaerellales; Teratosphaeriaceae
Exons: 2
Coding region: 1-1416 (471 amino acids)
Source: RefSeq, a predicted model, not a curated record
AUGCGAAAGAACACCUCUUCUGCUCCCAUCGUUGUCUUCGACAUGGACAUGAUUGCUGGAGACGAGAGAGUCCGUCUGUUCCAACAACCUCCUCCUGUAACAAACUUCUUGGGCUUCUCCGGGGUAACCAUGCCUUCAACGCGUCGCUCCCUUCCCGCUGCGGGUCCAGCACCCUCGUCUACCCUCGCGCGGGUCGCAGGAGCUGAGAUGUCCGCAAAGCAGAAACGCGAAGCGAAACGACUCAACAUCGACGCCAAGGCUGGAAUCGUCGGGGACCUGAAGGAAGUGAAGAAGAGUGAGGGUGGGAGUGAGGGUGGGAGUGAGGGGAAAAGGGAGGUGUACCAUUAUCGUGGCGCGGUGUAUAUGAUCAAGGGCGAUGAGCCGGAGGAGUGGCUACAGCAGGAGCCGGAGAGGUUCCGGAGUAAGAAGAGGAAGGUUAGUGAGGUUGAUGGUGAGGGUGAGGUUGAGAGUAAGGAGGGGGUGGGGCAAGUGAACGAGCGAGAGCGGAAGAAGAGGAAGGUCGGUAACGUCGAGGCGGCUACGAAGGGUGAAGUUUCGGUGCGUGCCAUCACCACCUCCAGCACUCCAUCAAAGAAGCGCAAGAUCUCUACCACCAACAACAGCAAAAUGGACGUCACGGCCACAGUACCCACCGAGCGCAAACGAUCAAGUGACGAUACCGACGAAGCCGCUACCGACCCACGACCUCGCAAGCAAGCCAGAGCAACCGCCACCACCUCAGCCCCAGCUCCUCCACCACCAACCCGCCAAACCAACCCCAAGCAAACAAAACCCCGCCGUCCCCACCCAAUAGCACAAGAACAACGCCGCACCGCCCACGCAGAAAAAAUGCGCCUCGACUUUACAGUCAACGGUGGCCACGACAGCAUCUCCACUUCCCAAGCCCGCCGCGAAGCCAUAGCCAAAGGCUACCAAGUCCUGCCUCUCCCACAAAACGCGCUGGACGAAGGCAGGACUUAUCGGCGGGAAAGUGCGGGCGAGGCGUUGGAGGGGUUUAUGAGGAAAUUGGUGGGGUUGAAUGGGGAAAUUAAGAGGAUUGAGGGGGCGAGGAGGGAGUUGGAGGGGAGGCGGGCAGACAGAGAAAAGGGGGGCAACGAUGAUGCGGAUGGGAAGGUGCGGAGGACGGGGGUGAAUGUGGUGGAACUCCCCGCUUUUGCCGCGAGGAAAGCUGCGUUUUUGGCUAGGCGGGACAGUGGGCUGGGUUCUUCGUCGCCGCCUCCGCCUGCUGAUACACCGGCUUCCGAGAACAAGGAGACUUUCUCUCAAGACAGGGCUGAGGAGGUCCUGAGACAGGGACGCAUGAUUGGGGAGUCUUUUCAGGAGAGGGAUGCUAGGUUUGAGCGGGAGAGGGGGUUGCUGGAUGAGCUUUUUGCGAAAGGGCAACGUGGAGGAUAG